AUGAACGGUGUAAAAGUAGAUAUAAAUCAUUUGAAAAAGGGAGAGGUCAACUUAGGUACUUCCAUCAUGGCUGUUACUUUUAAAGAUGGUGUAAUUUUAGGAGCUGAUUCACGAACCACAACGGGGUCUUAUAUUGCCAAUAGGGUUACCGACAAACUAACACAAAUACACGACACCAUAUACUGUUGUCGUUCAGGUUCGGCUGCUGAUACUCAAGCUGUCGCCGAUAUGGUGAAGUAUUAUUUACAAAUUUAUUCAUCACAAUUACCAGUUGGUCAAAAACCAACAACAAAUAUCGCUGCCAAUGUAUUUCAAGAAAUUUGUUACAACAAUAAGGAUAAUCUAACUGCUGGUAUUAUAUGUGCUGGAUAUGAUGACAAGUAUGGUGGUUCUGUAUACUCGAUUCCAAUUGGAGGGUCAAUACAUAAACAAGAUUAUGCCAUUGCUGGAAGUGGAUCAACAUUCAUUUAUGGAUGGUGCAAUGAAAAUUAUAAACCAAGCAUGGAGAAAGAUGAGACGGUUGACUUUAUCAAGACUGCCUUGGCUGAAGCUAUCAAAUGGGAUGGAUCUUCUGGUGGGGUUAUUCGAAUGGUGAUUUUAACGAAAAAGGGAGUUGAGAGGUUAAUCUUCUAUCCUGAUGAGUAUGGCGUAUUGACAAAGAGAACGGAGUAG
This is a messenger RNA of Lodderomyces parapsilosis, 672 nucleotides long. RefSeq names its product proteasome core particle subunit beta 1 (gene PRE3). Bases 1 to 672 code for a protein of 223 amino acids. Gene Ontology annotation, cellular component: proteasome core complex. Gene Ontology annotation, molecular function: threonine-type endopeptidase activity. Lineage: Eukaryota; Fungi; Ascomycota; Pichiomycetes; Serinales; Debaryomycetaceae. The record is from RefSeq and is a predicted model, not a curated record. The transcript has a single exon.